AUGGCCAACUCAACCACCAUUGAUGACGCCACUGGCCCAUCAUUCUCAGCCAAGAACAAAAAAUCAAUCUCUACCACCCUUGGCGUUGCUUUAUCAUCAUCUAGCUCAAUCGAAGGAAAGGAAGUUGAAGCAACAGCCAAAGCAAAGUCCAACAUAGAUGAGGUGGAGAAAUCACAUGAGUCCAAUGGAACAGUACUGCAUGCUACAGUACAACAACCUGCUCACCAAUGGGCAAAUCUGUUUGCGAAGAAUCGAUCAAUGGAGAAUGAUAUGACCCUAUCUUAUAUUGCUCCUCAAUUAGUAAAUGGCAAAGUAGUGAUUCAACUGGAAAAGGAGGAAGUGGAUCGUGAAACUGAAAAAUGGAAAGGAGCCCUAAUUGCUUAUGUAAUUGGGGAUUGCCCAGGGUAUAAUGCUAUGCGCAUGAUAGCAAGUGCUAUUGGGAUACCAAUGUAUGCUGAUGAGUGCACAGCCAAACAAAUGUGUGUUUCCUUUGCUCGAAUACUAGUGGAAGUCAAUGUGACAAAGCCAUUGCCAGAUGAAAUUGAAGUAAUGGAUCCUAGUGGCAGAGUGCAGAGAAGGAAUGAAGAGCAACCAGCCAAACAAGGAGGAUCCAAGAAGACUGUACAAACAUGGGUAACAAAAGAACAAACAACAGAACAACAAAUUAGCAAUAGCACAGGAACAGAACAGGGGAAAAGGAAAGAGGCCAGGAAUACAGAUACUAUUGACAAACACACAAAAGUUGCAGAGAUACAGGCAACUGUUGUACUGCAGAAUGGUUUUGAUGUGUUGAAUAGAGGUUAUGGUGGAUCCCAAUCAGCACCUCCUGACAAAGGAGGUGGAGCCAGAAUAACAGAAACUAAAGUCAAAGAACAUAAAGUAGCAACUGUUGCAGCAGUUGUGGCUCCCAAAUGGCGAUUUCACAACAAUUAUCUUAGUGCACCUAAUGGGAGAAUUUGGUUAUUAUGGGAUAUCAGCUUAUAUACAGUAGAUAAGUUGAGAGAGGAUGCUCAAUUACUACACUGUCAAGUUACUAUAGUAGCAUCAGAUAAGCCAUGUGUUAUAACUGUCAUCUAUGGAUAUAACACAUGUGAGCAAAGGAAAAAUAUGUGGGAAACACUUAAAGUACUUGCUCAAAGAAUAAAUAUGCCAUGGUUAAUUAUUGGAGACUUUAAUGCAAUGCUAUAUCCACAGGAUAGACUAUAUGGGAAUCCAGUGCAGUAUGGAGAGAUCAAAGAUUUCAAUGACUGUAUCCAUGAUUUAUUGCUUAAUGAAGUAAGGUGGACUGGUGAAUACUACACAUGGACUAACAAGCAGCAAACCAAUGAUAGAAUAUGUAGCAGACUUGACAGGGCUUUUGGAAACCAUUACUAG
Nicotiana attenuata is the source of this 1374-nucleotide messenger RNA. RefSeq lists its product as uncharacterized. The record is from RefSeq and is a predicted model, not a curated record. The coding region runs from base 1 to 1374 and encodes 457 amino acids. The transcript is spliced from 6 exons. NCBI's taxonomy places the organism in Eukaryota, Viridiplantae, Streptophyta, Magnoliopsida, Solanales, Solanaceae.